AUGGUUCUCGAAACAAUCUACGUUACCAGACACGGCUUUCGCUCUAACUGGGUGGUUGACCCUACUACUGGCACAUACACAAGCAACCUUCCCACACCCACUGGCAUUGCUUCAGAUCCUGCACUGGCAGCUCAUGGCGUGAACCAAUCCAAGGAACUGGCCGAACACAUCUCCAAGCUGGAUCCUCCUGUCGAUGUCAUCUACAGCUCUCCUUUCUACCGCUGCUUACAAACUCUGGCACCUACUGUGACCAAACUCAACUCUACCCGUCCCGAAGACAAGAAGCUCCAAGUGCACGUCGAGAACGGAGUCGGCGAAUUCUACGGUCUUGCUCGCUUUGACCACCCUUCACCUGCUACUCUUGAUGUCCUUCACACGCACUUCCCUGGUGGCCUUGCCGAGGCUUACGUUCCUGUCAUUCGCCCCAGCGUCAAUGGCGAGAGUCUGACUUCUCUUCACGACCGUAUUGCAUACGCCCUCUACCACGUCAUUCAGAAGCUCGACCAGGACCCUUCCGGACCCAAGACACUACUCAUCUGCACACACGCCGCCAGCAUGAUCUGCAUUGGCCGCGCUCUGACUGGACGUAUGCCUGAAGAUCCUAGCGAAGAAGAUUUCAAGUGCUUUACCUGUUCGUUAUCAAAGUUCACUCGCCGCAACAUCCCCGAAGCUCCCGUCGAGAAGCAACACAUCUGGACACUGGACGAACCCGAGAACAUUCCCUUUGUCGACUGGAAAGGUAAGGGUGUCAAGGGUGGUUGGGACUGCGAGGUCAAUGGUGACUGUUCCUUCCUCGAGAAGGGCGAAGAACGUGGCUGGAACUGGUGGUUCGAGCCUGGUCUUGACUACUUGGCACCAAAGGUCACUGUCGCAACGUACGGUGCUGGCGGUGCCAACAUUGUCUAG
Molecule: messenger RNA, 906 nt
Organism: Aureobasidium melanogenum CBS 110374
Lineage: Eukaryota; Fungi; Ascomycota; Dothideomycetes; Dothideales; Saccotheciaceae
Product: phosphoglycerate mutase-like protein
Exons: 3
Coding region: 1-906 (301 amino acids)
Source: RefSeq, a predicted model, not a curated record